Molecule: messenger RNA, 3084 nt
Organism: Effrenium voratum
Lineage: Eukaryota; Dinophyceae; Suessiales; Symbiodiniaceae
Source: the annotation of a GenBank genome assembly
AUGCGCUCCAGCCAGGUCGGCGUACCUGACUCGCUGCGGGAGGCUGCGUUGAAGGAGGUGAUUUGGCGCUUGGGCGGCUCCACCCGGCGCCUGGAGUCCGCCUUUACGGGCGAGCGCCGAGGCUUGCUGUCUUUAUCGGAUUUCAUCCACGGCUUGCAUGUGAUCGGCCUGCAGGAUGAGGACCUGCAAGGCCUCGGUUGCAACGAUUCUGCAGACGCAUUUGCCCUGCUGGACCGCUCCUCGCGAGGGAGCGUUCUGCUGGAAGAGCUGACACGGCCCAGGCCACAGAGGUCGGCAUGCGCGCGCCUCCGCAGGAGUGCCUCCACCGAUGCCUUCAGCUCGCGCGGACUGGAGAACGACAUGCGCGAGGGGGAGGAGGUUGCAGAGAAUGGAGAGAAGACGGAGGAGAACGACCAGGGCAAGGCGCACGUUUCCUCGGAGUCUGUGCGGUGUCUUUCCCAGGAGUACGACGCAAGUCAUCGCCCUCUGAUGAAGUACCAGAAUAGGAUAGAAAGAGGUGAGGAGUUGAUGCUCCACGUCUUCGUCAAGGAGAGCAAGUCAAAGCCGACAAUCGCCCGAGAUGCGACACCUGUUUGGAACUACACCUUCGUUUACGACGAAGACGAUUUCCUGCCGUCAACCACAUCAGUGCGGGUGAACGUCUCAGACAAGAUGCUGACAAAGAUGAAGAACGUUUGGGUGACUGCACGGCUGCUUACAACGAGAGGUGAACGCAUUGCCGAAGCACAUGGCGGCACCAUCAAGUACGACAAGAUGAAGGUACAAGCUGCAAAGUACUGGCUGGCUUCAGGAGAAGUCUGUGAAGACAACACGGAGAGGAGAUACGGAGGUAAGGAUGCGCCAAAGACUGCGAGAGGGGUACCAAAGAUGCAGGUCAGGCUAGUGUAUGAUCGCAUGCACUAUCCUAGACCGUGGAAGAUGGAUCACUACUUUCCGGAGAUGUAUGUUGAUGAAUUCUGGAUGACCAAUGACCAGCUUAUCAAGUUCAAUCCAGAUGCAGACGAUAACUUCACUGCAGAGUUGCAUUUCGAUUUGAUGUCUGCUGCCCGCUGGAGAUUUCAGAGACUGAUGGAUAUGAAUUUGAAGAAUAUGGCAGAUCAAUACCUGGGAGAGGAUGCCGAAGAGAUGCUUCAGAUGCGCGACCUGUUCGCCAACACGAACUCGUACUUGCUGAUCACCACCUUUGUGGUGAGCGUUUUGCACAUGAUCUUUGAGUACUUGGCGUUGAAGCAUGACGUCAUGUUCUGGCAGAAAACAGAUGCUGAGACGCUGAAGCGAUAUGUCUCUUUGCGGGCGAUUUGCGGCGAGGUUGUGUGCAAUGUGGUGCUUUGGGCCUACUUGUACGACCAAGAUACAGGCUGGCUGGUUCUGAUCCUGAUGCUGGGACAAAUUGCAGUGGACUGCUGGAAGCUCACAAGAGUGGUGGAGGUGAAGCUCCAAACCGGCGGCGCCGUGCCCUAUCCCGUGUUGAGGAGCCGAGUACCUCACUCGAGCACCGACGACUACGACAAAAUAGCAUUGACGUACUUGUCAUAUGUAUUGGUGCCUGUUGUCCUGAUAUAUGCGGUGUAUUCUCUGAAGUACGAGUGCCACAAGGGCAUCUAUGCGUACCUCCUCCACGUCUCCGCAUCCUUGGUCUAUGCGCUGGGCUUUGCGUUGAUGACUCCACAGCUCUUCAUCAACUAUCGCAUGAAGUCUGUGGCGCACUUGCCCUGGAAGAGGUUUAUCUACCGUGCCAUCAACACCUUCAUUGAUGACUUGUUUUCUUUCAUCAUCAAGAUGCCGACAAUGCACCGUAUGUCAUGCUUUCGAGAUGAUGUGGUCUUUCUGAUCUACCUCUAUCAGAGACACAUCUACCCAGUCGACACAAAUAGAAUGUACGACGAGGACUACGAGGACCAGCCUGAGGAUCUCGACUCCAUGCUGGAGCUACUGAGACAGCGGCAGGAGGAGCUGACACACCUCGGCGAGGCCUUCAAGGUGCAGGGCUCUCGACACGAUAGCCAGCGAUCAGAUGCAUCUGCAGCGCGUAAGCGGCUGGAGGAUCUUCAGGAGGCGCUGCGACGCCGCUCGGCGGAGGAGCUGCAGGAGCUGGCGGAGGCCCAGGAGUUGAAUUCCUCAGCACGCCGCUUUACCGAGAAGCUGCAGAACGUGGAGCAGGACUGCAUGAGGAUGGAGGCUCGACUUCUGGAGAUGGGCCAAGUCAUGGAGGAGGACGAAGCAAAGAUGGAAAGAUGCCGAGAUCUUUGCCAGGAAGGCCGCAUGGAGGUUCAGGGCCUGCAGCAGCGCGCAGCUGAGCUGGAGGCGCAUGGGGCGCACUUACCUGCCCACGCUGCAGAGUCAGAGCAGCAGGCGCUGCGGAGGCUGCAACAUCUGAAGCAGGAAAGGCAGCAGGAGCUCGCGGUGGCCAACGCAAGGCCCUCCCGCCCCUCGGCUUUCGCCUCCGCGCGCAACGCGCGGGUGGCCUGGGUGGCCCACGGCGUGGCGGAGCUCGCGGAGGCGCUGCAGCGGCGCACGGGCCGAGCCGCGGCGGAGCUGACGGCGGCGCGGCGCCACGCGGAGGACUUGGAGGCCAAGGCGCAGGAGAAGAGCCAGCAGUUGGAGUCCUGCCAGCUGAAACUGAAGUCCAUGCGCCGGCGCCAGGAGGAGGAGUCGCAGCAGAUGUGGUUGAGAUCUGCGGACUUCGCGCGGCGCGCGGCCGAGCGCUGCCGUGAGAAUGACCGAGAAAUGGCGGCGGAAAUCGCGGACCUGAAGGCCAAGACUGCCAAACUGUCCGCAUCUUUUGCCAGUGGCAAUCAGGAGCUGCACGCGGAGCAAGCGCACCACGCCUUGGAGGAAGCCCUGGAAGAAGGAAGGGCCACUAGUCGGAUCUGCCGUUCGGAGGUGUCCUGCUUGAAGAAAGAGCUCGCUGCAGAACAGCGAUUGGCCCAGGAACAUGAGCAAGGGCAUUUCGAGGAAGAGCAGCUUGCCCAGAUCUUGGCCAAAGACUGUGAGCAGCUGUGGGCGUCCCUGGCCCAUUCGAAGGAACUUGCGGCCCACAAGUCGCUGAGCCGUCCUACGUGA